CCAGUAUGAGAUUGGUAAUCUUUUUGGUACUAGCAAAGAACGUCAAAACAUCGGACCUCCUCGAACUUCCAGAGUCGACAUAAUCGAAGAAAAAUAAUAACAAUAAUAAUAAUCCGAAAUUCCAAAAUUAAUUGCUUGAAGUUUCUCACAAUCCAAACGCACACCCAUUACAAAUUCAGAAAGAGAAACAACCAAGAAAGCUUUCAAUUUCCCUUUUUGUUCAAUGGAGGAUAGCUUGUCGAAGUCACCCAAGCAAGAGGAAGAAGCCGAAGCACCGGGCCGCGGUGGCGGAUGGGGUGGUUGGGAUUUCUCUCCCUUCUCCGUUCUAUCAGAUCUCCAAAAGGCCGCUACUGUCGCUGCCCAAGGGAUCUCUCGCAAUGCUGUUGAGGUUGCUAGGACUGCAGCAAAAGGCAUUACAGCUAUGCAGAAUGUGGCUGAAGACUCAGAAUCUUCUAAGGAGGGUGAUGGGGAAGAAUCUGCAGUUGAAGGAGAAGAUGAGGAUGAAGAUGAAUUUGACAAUCAGCGUAAGGCUGCUUUCGAUAAAUUGGAAAAGGGUUUGAAGGUUCUUGAUAGUUCUGUAGAGAAUUUUACUUCAGGAGCAUGGCAGGUAUUAGGAAGUGCAUUGAGAGGGGGUUCUAAUUUUGUUCAGAAGCUUGAGCAUUCUGCAGAAAACCUUGCUGAAUCUGUUCAACAUGGGGGUCCUGUUGCCCCAUCCAUAAUAGAGAGUGGAAAAGCUUUUACUGCAAAGGGAAUGCAUGUGCUACAGCUUGUAGGUAAGGAGACCAUGGAUCUUCUGAUUACAGAAACUGGUAUUGGAGUUGGGAAGAAUCUGAAGGGCGUUCACCUGCAAGAUGAUGAGGAACAAUCAUUUGAAGAAGUCACAUUCAAUAGAUGCUUUUACAUAAAUAGAGGUCCAGAACAGUUGGAGGUCUCUUUCUUUAUCUUCUUGGUUGAAUAUUUUUCAAAUUUUGAUGCUAUGCCGGCUGGAAUAAUACUUCUGGUUCAAGCUUUUAAAUUGUUAUCACUUCAAGAAUUGGAGGCAUUGUCCAACAACUAUGCUCUGUUGUUUAACCGAAGAAAAGCAAAGCUAUCAUCUGAACAAAAGUCUUUUUAUGACGGAAAACUAAAACAAGUGCCACAAUUUUUUAAUUUAAGUUCUGAAAUUGAUGGAAGCGCUGUUGAGUCAGAAAAAGGAAAGAAAAUAGAGAUUGGAGCUGAGGGUGGUGCUGAUGAGAUUAAGAAUUUACACAAUUCUAGUGUCAGGAAGGCUGCUGAAAUGGCUGCUGGGUAAUAUUGACUUGGUUUAUUCGAAGAGUUUUACUUUGUUUUAAGAUUUUGAAUCAAUGUACUUGUAGAUAAGUACCUCCAUAUGCAUUUGCUUAUGUGUGUGCUCAAUAUAGACCAACCACUAGAGCAAAGAAAACAAGAAACAGUUCUGUAAUGUGUAAAAGCUAUUUACCAAAAGAAAAAUCUUACUUUGGAAAUGGCUUCUUAUUAACAAUUGGCUAAAUAUCAAAAGCUUAUGGAGGAUGCUUAGGGCGAUAUAAUUUUGAACUCAUUGCAAAUAGUUUAAAGGUGAUUAGGUCAAUCUGAAUGUGUAGAGUUGAACAAAAUGAAGUGUGAUGCAUGACAUUAAUGGAUCAUGAGGCAUUCCUUUAAUUAAAAAAAAAAAAAUAAUAAUAAUAAUAAUUUUAAUAUAGGAUUGCGUCUGAUAGAAGACCUCCAAAUAGUAUUAUGACUUUAUAAUCAUGUUUCUAUUGGUGAGAACAGUCAGAUUAACAACUUAUAUAGACUUACUGAUUAAGUUAAUAUGUUACGCCCUAUGAAGCAAGGUUAUUUCGGCAAACAUGUUGUACUCAUACCGGGUAUUGAUACUUUGCAUGGUACUUCUGAAUAUAUAUUGGAUACACAAAAUACGUACUCAAAUUUUUUCUUCUUAAUUUUUGCCAUACCCUAGAGGUACCCAGUAGGCACCCAAGCCAUACCUCAGCCAGAAAAGUAUUUUCAUCUAUACACAGAUGAAUUUGAUUGGACUC
Messenger RNA from Camellia sinensis, 2036 nucleotides. The record is from RefSeq and is a predicted model, not a curated record. Lineage: Eukaryota; Viridiplantae; Streptophyta; Magnoliopsida; Ericales; Theaceae.